Molecule: messenger RNA, 767 nt
Organism: Rhizophagus irregularis DAOM 181602=DAOM 197198
Lineage: Eukaryota; Fungi; Glomeromycota; Glomeromycetes; Glomerales; Glomeraceae
Source: RefSeq, a predicted model, not a curated record
GGUGUUUUGCCUUAUAUUGCUCCUGAAAUCUUGAGAGGGCAAAGUUAUACUAAAGCUGCCGAUAUUUAUAGUUUCGGUAUAGUUAUGUAUGAAGUUAUUUCUGGAAUACCUCCAUAUCAUGAUUUAAGCCAUGAUAACAAUUUAGCAAUGAAAAUUUGUCAAGGACUUAGACCAAGGUUUAAUAUUAAAGUACCUCAAUUAAUUAUACAAUUAAUCAAAAGAUGCUUAGACGCAAGUUCAUCAAAUCGACCAAUAGCAAUUGAAAUUAGAGAUAAAUUGUGGGAAUUUAAGUUAAAUCCAACGGAGAUACAAAAACAAAUUAAAGAAAUUAAUGAUGGUCCAACUAUUAAUAUAUCCUUAGCUAGCUCAUCAUAUAAAAUGCAUUCAAAAGCCGUUUACACAAGUAAAUUACUCAAUUUUAAUAAUCUCCCAGAGCCAAAAAAUUCUGACGAUUAUUAUGAACAAAAUGAUAAUAUAAUAAGCAUGAAAUUUUCAGAAUCAUUGAAAUAUAAUUUUUUAAAUGAAGAUGGUAAAAAUAAUAAAUCUUAAAGACAACAUUGUCCUAUUCUUACGCAAUAUUCGAUAUAGAUACUAUCGCUAUUGACGAAAAUUCAGAGGAUUUAAUAAAUGAAUUAGUAAGUUAUGAAACAAAGAAAAAAGUUAUCCAAUAAAUAUAGUUGCUGUUAUUUUUCAGGAAUUUUUUCUUUAUUGUCCGAUGCGUAGCGUAGGACCGUUUACUUCUAUCCCGCAUUUUUAAUUUUUUAUCG